This is a messenger RNA of Saimiri boliviensis boliviensis (Bolivian squirrel monkey), 468 nucleotides long. Lineage: Eukaryota; Metazoa; Chordata; Mammalia; Primates; Cebidae. The record is from RefSeq and is a predicted model, not a curated record.
AUGCACCGGGCUGCUGAGGAGAGGCGGAGGGAAAAGGCCGAGGAGUUAGCAGCCAGGCAAAGAGUUAGAGAAAAGAUCGAGAGGGACAAAGCAGAGAGAGCCAAGAAGUAUGGUGGCAGUGUGGGCUCUCAGCCACCUCCACCGACACCAGAGCCAGGUCCUGUUCCCUCCUCUUCCAGCCAGGAGCCUCCCACCAAGCGAGAGUAUGACCAGUGUCGCAUACGGGUCAGGCUGCCAGAUGGGACCUCACUGACCCAGACGUUCCGGGCCCGGGAGCAGCUGGCAGCCGUGAGGCUCUAUGUGGAGCUCCACCGUGGAGAGGAACCGGGAGGGGGCCAAGACCGUGUGCAAUUGCUCAGUGGCUUCCCCAGAUGGGCCUUCUCAGAAGCUGACAUGGAGCGGUCUUUGCAGGAGCUGGGACUUGUGCCUUCUGCUGUCCUCAUUGUGGCCAAGAAAUGUCCCAGCUGA